UUUGAGGGGAUGUAAUAAAAAUACUCCUAAAAAUAGAGUUGCAGAAUAACGAGCGUGAGAUCACCCACACUUGACCAUCUCCCUUUCUUCUUCCAUUAUUUCUCCAUAUUAUGAACACUAGGUAGGACUCUCUCUCUUCUCUCCUCUUUCUUCCCAUACUCUUCGCCGUCGGAAGCCUUCAGAUAACGGACAUAAUAAAUCUCCGUCUACAAUCUUAGGCGAUGGGUUCGGAGGAAGAGAAGGUCGUUGUUCCAAGAAACUUUAGAUUGUUAGAAGAGCUUGAAAGAGGUGAGAAAGGUAUCGGAGACGGUACCGUCAGCUAUGGAAUGGAUGAUGCUGACGAUAUUCUCAUGCAAUCUUGGACUGGCACCAUCAUUGGUCCUCAUAGUACUGCCUAUGAAGGAAAAAUCUUUCAGCUGAAGCUUUUUUGUGGAAAAGACUACCCUCAAAGCCCACCUACUGUCAGGUUCCACACCCGGAUUAACAUGUCUUGCGUUAACCCUGAUAAUGGAGUGGUCGAACCAAGUCACUUCCCUAUGCUUUCCAACUGGAGAAGAGAAUACACAAUAGAAGAUUUACUUAUGCAGCUUAAAAAAGAGAUGAUGUCACCCCAUAACCGCAAGUUGUCUCAACCCUUGGAAGGUAAUGAGGAAGGGAGAACAGACCCAAAGGGGCUUGUGGUGAAAUGUUGUGUCAUGUGAAGCAAAAGGCAAACAUGAGGAAUUUGUAAGAGAAUUAUAGAGACAAAAACAGUGUAUAUAUAAAUAUCAUAUUUUAAUGCUUUGACAUUGUCUGCCUCGGACUCCUUUUUUCUACAGGCCUUAGGGCAUCUAGUUAUUUUAUUUUAGAGUGAAAUAUAGAGAAAAUUAUAGUGUGUCAUUGGAGACGAUCUUAAUCCUACCCAUUUGAUUAUCUAUUAUGUAAUCCUAGUUAUGAUAAUAUAUCAAUUCCUAAUAAA
Molecule: messenger RNA, 958 nt
Organism: Brassica napus (rape)
Lineage: Eukaryota; Viridiplantae; Streptophyta; Magnoliopsida; Brassicales; Brassicaceae
Product: ubiquitin-conjugating enzyme E2 variant 1B
Exons: 5
Coding region: 222-701 (159 amino acids)
Biological process (GO): DNA damage tolerance; protein K63-linked ubiquitination
Cellular component (GO): nucleus
Source: RefSeq, a predicted model, not a curated record